AAAACAGUUGAAUAUUAUUUUCCCAUGUGUCAGUCGUAUCAUUACAAGCUUAAAGUUGUAGUAUUGUAACAUUACUUGCUGUGAAAUAAAGGUGUUUAUAAAUGAAUUUAAUGUCUUGUUACUGGUUUGACGAUAGUGUUCCUAUUUUGCAUAUUACUUCUUGAAAUUUACAGUAACGCAACAAGUUAUUCCCAGUCGAAUUCGUACACCGAGAGCAUCUAAUUUUGGCUGAAAAUUGCACUGUUUAAAGAUAUUGUCUCCUGUAUAUUUAUAACACUGCAAAAUGAAGUUCAUGGUAAUACUGCUUUUAUACAUAUUCUCUAUAAGUGCUGAUCAGAACAAAUUCUGGCCCGAGCAUACUCAACACGUCACGCCAUUCGCUCCAAGACAUGAUUAUCAGGUAGCUCGCCUAACGAACAUGAUCCUAGAGUUGUCAAAAAAUAUAUCAUCAAUUGCAAAGAUCAAAACAGACAUAUUCCACAUCAAUGCCAGAACGAGCAGAAUUGAACAAUUAAUUUCUCAGAGAAACGAGAAUGCAAAAAGAGACGUGGAAAAAAUUACUUCUAAUUUGGAAGGAACAAAAAAUCAGUUAAACGGGAAACUAAUAUAUCUUGAAAAUAAAUUAUACCGGAUAAACCACACGUUCUUUGCAAAAUUGUCACAAAUCGAAAACACAUUAUCUUUUAAUUCUUUGUAUUUAAAUACCACAGAACCACUGUUCACAAGACAAAGGUUAAUUCAUGAUACUGUAAAACCCGAAAUAGCACAACUGAAAGAUAUGGCAGUCAAUCAAGCAAGCAUAAUAAAGGCUCUAACUGACCGUGUCAACCGUGUUGGUACACAAAUACAGGGACUUCAAAUUUCAUUAGAUAAUGUAAAGUAUCUUGUCGAAGACACGGGACGUCACUUAAAUAAACCAAAAUGUAAUUUAACGUGUAAUAUUACUCCUUACUCUGCAAUAUUACCACCAGUGAAAAGUAUGAUGGAAAAUAUUUCUGAUCAAAUUCAACAGUUACCAAGAAUUCGUGAUGUGGAAGCUAUAAAGAAUGAAACUGUAACACGUUUAAAAACUAAUGAAAAUGUUGUAAAAAACGUUUUGUGGAAAGGAAUUAAUGAUUUGGAAAACAAAAUACCACCAAAUUGGGACAAACCGUCAGAACUUAGAUUAUGCGAUAGGAAUAAUGCUUCAAAUAUAAAUCAAGAUGAUUUUCAACAACUGUACACUCAAUUGAGAUUAAUAAAUACAGAUAUCAUAGAAAAUAAAAGAAAAGUUGAUGAUGGCGUUCAGAGAAUUCUUUCAGAAAUAGGAUUUUCCGUGAAAGGAGAAGCUGCAAAUAUUAAUACUAAUCUUAUUCGAAGAUUCAAUGGCAUAUCAAAUGAUAUUGCGAAGGAAGAACAAACAAUAGUGACACAUAUAACUAAUAAAAUGGAACAGAAACUAAAUCAGGUUCUGCAAGAAAUAUAUGUUAUACGUGAAUAUAUGACAUUUGUAAAAAAUGCAAAUGUACCGAAACAUUAGACAACUCAUUAUAAUACAACUUCUACCAUUACUGGAAACCGGAGUAAGAAAAUUUGAGGAAAAUAAAAAGAUCAAACAUGGAGGCCAGUAACUAAAUUAUUUGUUGAAUUAAUUUCGACCUGUGAAGGACAAACUGUGUCUGAUAAAAACGGGAUUAGACAACAUAUAAUGUUAAUAAUGUAUAUAAUAUUAAUGUAUUUGAAGGCAAUGUAAUUGCUGCAGCCAGUUUAAAAAAAUAAAACAAAUUUUUGACAAUCAAAA
Messenger RNA from Megachile rotundata (alfalfa leafcutting bee), 1780 nucleotides. RefSeq lists its product as uncharacterized. Lineage: Eukaryota; Metazoa; Arthropoda; Insecta; Hymenoptera; Megachilidae. The record is from RefSeq and is a predicted model, not a curated record.